AUCGCUGUUUUGAGGAAGUGUGUUGAGGCUUCUUCUUCAAUAGCUGUGUAGACUAUCAUUUCAUUUUUGCUUUAACUUUUCAGAUUCAUCUGUGUUUUUCAUCUGUAACUGGUAGCGGACGCUUUGGAUGAGAAGCAUCGCUGAAUGAUUCUUAACUCUGCCCUUGAGUGACUACAUCAGUAUUGUUUUUGUGGUGUUCACCGGUGUUUGAUUUCUCAGUGAAAACAUUCGGCAGUCCCUCCCCAGGGUCUGUGAACAAUGCAGAACUUCUGGGGAGACAUCGUGAAUCUAAGGAGCACCAGAGGAGCUAAGAUUUUCUCGGGCAAUGAUGAAGAAGCUGUUGUUGAUCAUGGGAAAACCAGCUCCACCAUCAACACAAACUUUGAAAAAGAAGAACUUGAAAGUCACAGGGCAGUUUACGUUGGCGUUCAUGUACCUUUAGGAAGAGAAAGCAGACGUAGACACCGUCACCGCGGUCAUCGGCACCAUCGGAAAAGAAAGGACAGAGGGUCAGAACGAGAAGACGGUAGAGAAUCUCCAUCGAACGACACCCCCUCACAGAGGGUCCAGUUUAUUCUGGGCACUGAGGACGAUGAUGAAGAGCACAUCCCUCACGACCUCUUCACAGAGUUAGAUGAGCUGUCCUUCCGUGAAGGACGUGUGUACGAGUGGAAAGAAACUGCUAGGUGGUUGAAGUUCGAGGAGGACGUGGAGGACGGAGGUGAACGCUGGAGCAAACCCUACGUCGCCACGCUUUCCCUGCACAGUUUAUUUGAGUUACGAAGCUGCAUUCUCAAUGGCACAGUCAUGCUGGACAUGAGAGCCAACACCAUCGAGGAGAUAGCAGAUAUGGUUUUAGACAACAUGGUGGCUUCAGGGCAGCUGGACGAGGAUUUGAGGGAGAACGUGCGGGAAGCCAUGCUGAAGCGACACCACCACCAGAACGAGAAAAAACUGAGCAAUCGCAUCCCGCUCGUGCGCUCCUUCGCCGACAUAGGUGAGGGUCUCUCCGCCUCUCGGCUGUCUCUCCUUCGACGCAGCUCCUCCGUUUCCACUCCCCUCAACUCGCGCCGUCCCUCCAGAGACUCCCGCGGUUCCCGCUCCUCCAUCAUCCUCAACCACCUCCUGCCCAGUGCCAACUCCAGCCCCUCUGCCUCCCCUAAUGUCACCCCUCACAACACACCCCCCACCCCCCGCCAAGCUCCAUCUCCUCCCCGCUUUCCAGGACCCUCCCUGCAGGGGCCCGAGCUGCUCGUGGCGCGGGGAGAGAGAGAGGACAUUCCAGAGGUCGUGGUGUUCCCGCCCGACGAGGAGGAGCCGUGGUUGUCUGCCAGUCAGGAGGAGCAGGUGGUGCCCGAGCCGGCCAGACUGGCACAGCUCCUGCCUCCACCUCAGUCAGGCCUCCUCGCGUCCCCCCAGUCGGCCCCGGGGAACCUGGAAAACAGCAAACCCAGUGAGUACCGUAUGAAUGGUGCGGGCGGCAGCAGAGAAAACAGCACUGUGGACUUCAGCAAGGUGGACAUGAAUUUCAUGAAGAAAAUUCCUCCCGGCGCGGAGGCUUCGAAUGUUUUGGUGGGGGAAGUUGAUUUUCUGGAGUGUCCCAUCAUCGCCUUUAUUCGCCUCUCACCUGCUGUUCUCCUCACUGGACUGACGGAAGUGCCCGUUGCUACCAGGUUCCUCUUUUUGCUGCUGGGGCCUUUCGGGAAAGGGGCCCAGUACCACGAGAUUGGCAGGUCGAUAGCUACUUUAAUGACAGAUGAGAUCUUUCAUGAUGUUGCAUACAAAGCCAAAGAUAGGAAUGACCUGCUGUCCGGCAUAGACGAGUUCUUGGACCAGGUGACCGUGCUGCCCCCAGGAGAGUGGGACCCCACGAUACGAAUCGAGCCACCAAAGAGCGUUCCAUCUCAGGAGAAAAGAAAGAUGCCUUCUACGCCGAAUGGCUCUGCUCCGCUCUCAGAGUCCAUCAAAGAGGAAGACCACAACACUGGACCUGAACUUCAGAGGACAGGACGGAUAUUUGGGGGUCUGAUACUAGACUUAAAACGGAAAGCUCCGUUUUAUUGGAGCGACGUGCGAGAUGCUCUCAGCCUACAGUGCUUGGCCUCUAUUCUGUUCCUCUAUUGUGCCUGCAUGUCUCCUGUCAUCACCUUUGGAGGCCUUCUGGGGGAAGCUACCAAAAACAACAUAAGUGCCAUUGAGUCUCUGUUUGGGGCUUCUAUGACCGGUGUGGCCUAUUCGCUGUUUGCCGGGCAGCCAUUGACGAUACUGGGCAGCACAGGGCCUGUUUUGGUUUUCGAGAAGAUUCUGUUCAAGUUCUGCAGUGAAUUCGGUCUUUCCUACCUCCCUCUGCGCACCAGCAUCGGCCUGUGGACGGCUUUAAUGUGCAUUGUGCUCGUUGCCACAGACGCCAGCUCUCUGGUGUGCUACAUCACUCGAUUCACAGAGGAGGCCUUUGCUGCUCUCAUCUGCAUCAUAUUCAUCUACGAAGCCUUGGAGAAACUCUUUCAGCUGGGAGAGAUGUUCCCUUUCAACAUGCACGACAAUUUAGACAAUCUCACAUUCUACACGUGUCAGUGUUCACCACCAGCUAAUAUCACACAGAACAUGAUCCAGUCAUGGAAUCAGUCACGGUUUACUCCCGAUAACAUUACUUGGAGUGAGCUAGACGUGCCGACAUGCAAGCAGCUCUAUGGCGAGUUUGUUGGUCCUGCUUGCGGACACAGCGGACCGUAUAUCCCUGACGUGUUGUUCUGGUCUGUCAUCCUCUUCUUUACCACCUUCUUCCUGUCGUCCUUCCUCAAGCAGUUCAAGACCAAGCGCUAUUUUCCCACUAAGGUCCGCUCUUCCAUCAGUGACUUUGCAGUUUUUCUCACCAUCAUGAUCAUGGUCUUGGUUGAUUAUUUGGUGGGCGUCCCGUCUCCUAAAUUACAUGUCCCGGACAGGUUUGAGCCCACCUCUAACAAGCGAGGCUGGCUGAUCUCACCCCUGGGCGACAACCCCCUAUGGACGUUGCUGGCGGCAGCCAUUCCUGCCCUGUUGUGCACCAUUCUGAUCUUCAUGGAUCAACAGAUCACCGCCGUGAUCAUCAACCGUAAAGAACACAAGCUCAAGAAAGGCUGCGGGUAUCACCUGGACCUUCUGGUGGUGGCGGUGAUGCUCGGCGUGUGUUCUAUUAUGGGCUUGCCCUGGUUCGUCGCCGCCACCGUCCUCUCCAUCUCUCACGUCAACAGCCUGAAGGUGGAGUCGGAAUGCUCGGCCCCAGGAGAGCAGCCCAAAUUCCUGGGCAUCCGUGAGCAGAGGGUCACCGGACUGAUGAUCUUUGUACUUAUGGGUUUAUCUGUCUUUAUGACAUCCAUUCUAAAGUUUAUACCGAUGCCUGUGUUGUAUGGCGUGUUCCUCUAUAUGGGCGUGUCCUCUCUCAAAGGCAUACAGUUCUUUGACCGGAUUAAGCUGUUUAGCAUGCCGGCGAAGCACCAGCCAGAUCUGAUCUACCUGAGAUACGUGCCAUUGUGGAAGGUUCACAUUUUCACUUUGGUCCAACUCACCUGUCUGGUGCUCCUGUGGGUCAUCAAAGCUUCUGCGGCUGCCGUGGUCUUCCCAAUGAUGGUUCUGGCUCUGGUGUUCAUACGGAAGCUUCUAGACUUCUGCUUUACGAAGAGGGAGCUCAGCUGGCUGGAUGAUCUCAUACCUGAAAGCAAGAAGAAAAAGGAAGAUGACAAAAAGAAAAAGGCUAAAGAGGAAGCACAGUUCAUGAUGGAGGACGUAGGCAUAGAGAUCCCCUGUGAUGGUGGAAAUUACUUGGGUGAUCCUGUAAAGGCCAUAAAAAUCAGUUCUGACCCCUCUGUGGUUAACAUAUCUGAUGAGAUGGCCAAAACUGCUAUGUGGAAAGCUGUUGCCAGUGCCAAAGUAUUGAAACCUAGUAUCAGCUGUAAAGAGAAGACAGCUAGCAUAAGGAUCAACGUGGAGGAUGAUCAGGGGAAUAAAUGUGUGGACACAGAAACGUCAUUAUGAAAGCCAACAGUUGCCAUACAGGCUCUCUGGUCUGUAAAAGUGUGGCUCUGUUCUUUGGGCCCUACCAGCCUGCCUAAAUGAAGCCAAAGGUAGACACACGCCUGAUAGAGGGCCAAACAAUUACUUCCAGGUAUUUAUCAAAGUUUUUGUUUUAAUAUCACACAAAUGAGCCCUUUUUAUUUUGUAUCAUUUGUUUUUAAUGUGAUUAGAACAUAGGGUACAUUAUGAGGAACCCAGAAUCUUAGGUUUCAUAUUUUAUGUUUCUUUUUCUCACGAUCUAAAGACAUGGAGUCUUUUAGAUUUAGUUUUACGUGCUUUUUUGUGGUACCAUGAUUUUCAAAUCAUCACCUUAGACGUUACGAGAUCUAUUUUUAGUGCAUUAAAAUGCUGUUUGUCAGAGUGCUGCUUUUAAAAGAAUGCACACAUAAGGAAACGUCUCAUAGCCAGGUGAUGAAAGAACUAGCUGGAUGACUGACUUUUUAAAAGUAUUAUUGUACUUUAAUAGUAAACUUUCCUCCAACUGAAGGCCUGACAAAUUACUUGAACAAUUAUAUAAAAGAUAUACUAAUCCUUUAUUAAAACAGAAAUACGAAAAUACAGGUGAGAGAGCACAGAACGGGAACAAAUUCAAAUCUUCCAGUCCCUCUGUGGAUUAAUGUUUAAAUUCAUCGUAUCAAUGUUGCUGAUAUGUGUUCGCAAUGUAUAUUGCUUCAGAUUGUGUUACAAUAUCAGUUUCCCCCCUCGUUUUCAUGCGUUUACAUUGUUUUGUGUUAUGAAAUAGAAUGUUCUAUUGUUUAGUAAUUAUGAUUUUUACAAUGUGUUAUUGGAUUAAUUUAUUAACGGUCAUGUAAUGGUCAAGUUCACAGAGGCGAUAGGGCAGAAGGAAGACUAGUGUUGUUGGUCUAUCAUUUCUUUUAAUUCCUGUUACUGGUGUUACUGUGCACUUUAGGGAGGCUUGCCAUCACGGCUAUAGGCCUGAAAACAAUUUAUUUAAUGUAUCUACUCUAGAACCGUCUCAGGAACCUCCUUUUGCACUCUUUCCCCACAUAACUGUUCCUAUAGAGCUAUUGGUCGCAGCUAUUUUUCACUUUAAGAAUGCCCUCCUCUAAGCCCUCUUUUAAUGCUUGCCUUUUAAUUUUACACUGGACAGAAAAGUGAUAGCAGACACUUUUUGUCACCUUUUUUUAAGCCGGAUAACAUUUUUAAAGGCUACACUUUCCCAAUAUUUAUAGUACAUUAGACAAAUUUUCUUUUUUAUUUUGAUAUUCUUGUUCUGUACAUGUACUUUUGAACUAAUUUAGAGUUGGCUUCGCCAUGUGUUUACUUAUUGAUUUCGGUUGCAAAAUUGCUAGCAUAUAGCCUGCCCCAUGCUCUUAAAUUUGAUCCAAAAGGACAUAAAUCUCCAACUUAAAAUGAAAUACCUCUGACUUCUGUUUUUAAACGUCUAAAUGAAUUGGUUUAUUAAACACUUUUUCAUUCAGUUUUCAUUCAGUUAUUAAUACUGUGUUUGUGGCUAAAGAAUAACUGUGAGGAGAAUCUUGAAAACAACAAUUGACAUGUGAUCUAUUGUCUAGUAUCGUCUCCACGUUAGGACUCCGAACAAGUAUUGCUGCAAUAGUGUUCUGCUGCUCAACAUGUAUGUACUAUGUCCUGUAUGAAAAUGAACUGUUCACUGUUUCAGCCCAGUUCAGGCAAACAGACCUUGUGAACUGGCCUUAUAAAAAAAAAAUGUAGGAGAGUUUUGGAUUUGUACAAUAUAAAUAUAUAUACUGUAUACACACAUGGGAGGGAGUCAUCUUUUGUAAUGUUGAUGAAGUUGUUUAUUGUUUAAAACUAAAGCAAUAAAACUAAUGU
This is a messenger RNA of Triplophysa rosa, 5865 nucleotides long. It is a transcript of the gene slc4a7, whose product is annotated as solute carrier family 4 member 7. Gene Ontology annotation, cellular component: plasma membrane; basolateral plasma membrane; apical plasma membrane. NCBI's taxonomy places the organism in Eukaryota, Metazoa, Chordata, Actinopteri, Cypriniformes, Nemacheilidae. Gene Ontology annotation, molecular function: monoatomic anion transmembrane transporter activity; solute:inorganic anion antiporter activity; sodium:bicarbonate symporter activity. The transcript is spliced from 26 exons. The coding region runs from base 259 to 4011 and encodes 1250 amino acids. Gene Ontology annotation, biological process: transmembrane transport; monoatomic anion transport; regulation of intracellular pH. The record is from RefSeq and is a predicted model, not a curated record.